Molecule: messenger RNA, 2192 nt
Organism: Osmerus eperlanus (European smelt)
Lineage: Eukaryota; Metazoa; Chordata; Actinopteri; Osmeriformes; Osmeridae
Gene: zgpat
Product: zinc finger, CCCH-type with G patch domain
Exons: 7
Coding region: 218-1822 (534 amino acids)
Biological process (GO): negative regulation of transcription by RNA polymerase II
Cellular component (GO): nucleus
Molecular function (GO): DNA-binding transcription repressor activity, RNA polymerase II-specific; metal ion binding; RNA polymerase II cis-regulatory region sequence-specific DNA binding
Source: RefSeq, a predicted model, not a curated record
UGGCAACUAGCUUAGCUAGCUUGCAACUAGCCGGCUCGUUAACACUAUUUAGUUUUCCGUUUCAGUAUUUAUAAUGUAUUGUUUCGGAGAACAUAUAGACGUUCUCACAGUAAGUAUAUAUUAUUUACUAGCUAGCUACUAACAAUAAAGGUGAUACAUAACCGUAUUAAGACCCUUGCUAGAUGUUGACCAGUGACCACUGCAGCCGCCAUCCAUUAUGGACGAAGGAACCUUGGAGGCGGCCAUCUCUGCCUACGAGGCUCAGCGACAGCAGGUGGAGGGCGCUCUGUCCGCCGGCCUGGACCCCGCGCAGCAGUCCGACCUCCUCCAACUGAAAGAGGAUCUCACUCAGCUCAUCGAGCUGACAGAGGCCAGCUUGGUGUCGGUCAAAAAGAGCCGGCUCUUGGCGUCUCUUGAGGAGGGAAACUUGUUUCUGUCACAGACUGCGGACGACGCGUCGGCGACCGGCGGCGGCCUGGACAACGAGUUCGCCGCCUUCUACUCUGAAGUCGGAGAGGUCUCCGGAAGCAGCUCGGACACACGGGAGAGAGGGGAUGAGAGGGACAAUGAGCGGAAGGAUGAUAACGGAGAAGAGGAUGAGGAGGAGGAGGAGGACACGCUCAGUGGCACCAAGGUGCGAGCCCCCUACCGCACCUCCUGGGGCGUGCUGGAGUACCACAACGCCAUGGUGGUGAACACAGAGAGCCCAGAUGAGGAGGAGGAGGCCCAAGUCAGGGUUCUGUAUGUCCAUCCCACUCAGAAGUCCAUGAAACCGUGUCCCUACUUCCUGGAGGAUAAGUGUCGCUUCCUGGAUGACUGCAGGUUCUCCCAUGGUGAAGUAGUGCGUGUGUCUGAGCUGAGAAUGUUCCUGGAGGCCGACCUCAGUAACCUCCAAGAGGGCUCGCCCUGCCUGGCUCGACAUGAAGAUGGGAUCUGGUACCCAGCUAGAAUAACAGAUAUUGACAACGGCUUCUUCACGGUGAAGUUCAACUCACUGCUGCUGAAAGACGCCGUGUUGGAGGCGGAUGGGGUCAUCCCACCAAUGAGAGACGACGACUCGCUCUCCUCCGACUCGUCUGAGGAUGAAGACCUGAUAGAUGGGGAGGCAGCCUUUGCCAGAGUUUUGGAUCACUCCCAAGAGGAUGACAAGAUCCAGUCUAGCGGUUCUUCCUUUGGGGGCUGGGAGGCACACACAAGAGGCAUCGGCUCCAAGCUCAUGCUUAAAAUGGGAUACGAAUACGGGAAAGGUUUGGGCAAGACCUCUGAGGGCAGAGUCGAGCCCGUCCUAGCGGUGGUUCUCCCCAAAGGCAAGUCCCUGGACCAGUGUGCUGAGCUCACUGGGCGCAGGACCCAGAGCAAGACCUCGAACAAUGGCGAACAGGUGGCCAACAAAAAGAGGAGGAGGAAGAGGAAGGGCCGAGCGGGCCCCUCUGGGGGCCGCCGCAACGUCUUUGACUUCCUCAACCGCAAACUGGGGGACGGGGGGGCGGAUGGUGGUGGGGGCGGUGGUGGGGGCCCCGCCCCCGCUCCGUCUCAGCGGGGGUCCGGGGUGGAGGCGUACAGGGGGGGUAAGAACGCCAAGAGGAGCCUGAACGUGAAGGUGUUCCAGGCUGCGGAGAGAGUGACCCAGACGGAGAGGGAGAUCCAGAGGCUGACUGAGUCGCUCAGGAGGCGCAGUGGGAGGGACGUAACCAUGGUGACCCACCUAGAGGAGAGGCUGAGUGCGGCGCGCAGCCUGCUGACCCAGCAGAAGGCCCAGGAGAUCUCCAUUCAGAGGGAGAACAGGAAGGCCGACACGCACAAGAAAAUGACCGAGUUUUAAACUUUUACUGGCCGAUCGUUGGAGGCACAAAUAGGCAGGACUGUCAAGGAGACCUUCUUGAGUCGAAGGACACAAAAGACUAUUUACAUGUUUUGUAAGGAAUUUGUUUUGUGUGGCUAAUGGCUACAUGCAUUUGUGACUUUUGUUUAUGUUUUGGUGUAACUGAAUUUCUUCAACUUUGAUCAUGGGAAGUCAUUUUGACUGUUUGGUCGGCCUUGUUUCUUCUCGUUAACACCAAUUCUUUUACAGUUUAAAAAUGUUUCAACACAAGUGGAUUAUUCCUUUUUUGGGGAAAAUGUGUUUGCCAAAACCAAUGGAUGAAACUGUACCUGAUCAUACAUUGUAAAUAUAAACUUCAUGUACUUAAAAA